Molecule: messenger RNA, 3321 nt
Organism: Oncorhynchus kisutch (coho salmon)
Lineage: Eukaryota; Metazoa; Chordata; Actinopteri; Salmoniformes; Salmonidae
Product: kinesin light chain 2
Exons: 16
Coding region: 631-2490 (619 amino acids)
Biological process (GO): microtubule-based movement
Cellular component (GO): kinesin complex; cytoplasm
Molecular function (GO): kinesin binding
Source: RefSeq, a predicted model, not a curated record
GCCCCUUCCCCGGGGUGGUGAUGUCAUAGCGCCAGGGCUGAGGCUGUGGAUUGUGGGAGAAUUCGGACAACAGCCAUUUUCGGGUAGCGACUGUCAUCCUUGGAACACACUUCUCAAACUGUGAGAGAACGUACCAGUCCCGCACUAUUUUUAAAACAAAUUCUGAGGAUGGAUAGAACGAUGCCGACUCACGCCAAAUAGUGUUCCUGUAUUUAGAGCGCUGUUCCGGUUCAAGUUACGGAAGACGAGAACAUUGACUAGGCUAAUUCGUGGCAGGCUCGAAUUCAUUAGCUAGCCAGCCAUGCUAGCAUAAUUGGUUACAAUGUAUUGCUUGGAAUUUUCUCGCUUUUAGACGGCAGCGACGUUAUACAACGGGAUUAAAGCCAGUGGUGUGUCGUGGGUUUAUUUUUAUAGUGCAGCAGACCGACUAACGUGUCAUCAGGAUUUAACCGGCGGGCGGACUGGGGAGAGAGAAGCCUUGCGGUUCAGGAGCGUAGCCCACUCUUACUAAAAGGGAUUGAAGUGGAGCAUCACAACAGUCCGUGGUGCUUUGUUUGAUCUCGAGGUUACCGGCUCUUGUCUUGGGGGAAAUAGAACCGUUUCGAUUAAGUGUGUGUGUGAACUCAGGUUAUGUCCACCAUGGUGUACCCACGCAGCGAGGAGGCCCUGGAGCGCCUGACCCAGGAUGAGAUCGUGCUCAACACAAAGACUGUGAUGCAGGGCCUGGAGACACUCAGAGGGGAGCAUGCCCAGCUCCUCACGUCCCUGCUGGACUGCACCCAGCCACCUGCUGCCCAGGAGAAGUCAGGCCUGCUGCGGAAGAGCCUGGAGGCCAUAGAUUUAGGCCUGGGAGAGGCACAGGUGAUCAUUGCCCUGUCGGGUCACCUGAGUGCUGUGGAGUCAGAGAAACAGAAGCUAAGAGCCCAGGUCAGACGACUGUGUCAGGAGAACCAGUGGUUAAGAGAUGAGCUAGCAGGAACACAGCACAAGCUGCAGCGUAGUGAGCAGAGUGUUGCCCAGCUGGAGGAAGAGAAGAAGCACCUGGAGUUCAUGAACAAGAUCAAGAAGUUUGACGACGACGUGUCACAGUCUGAGGAGAAGGCUGCAGGGGAGACGUCUAAAGACAGCUUGGACGACCUGUUCCCCAACGAUGACGACCAGGGACAGGCCCAGCCCAGUGGAGAGGUGGCGGCCCAGCAGGGUGGCUAUGAGAUCCCGGCCCGCCUGAGGACUCUCCACAACCUGGUGAUCCAGUACGCCUCCCAGGGGAGGUACGAGGUGGCCGUGCCCCUCUGCAAACAGGCCCUAGAGGACCUGGAGAAGACCUCCGGACACGACCACCCUGACGUGGCCACCAUGCUCAACAUCCUGGCCCUGGUCUACAGGGACCAGAACAAGUACAAAGAGGCAGCCCACCUGCUGAACGAUGCCCUGGCCAUCAGAGAAAAGACCCUGGGGAAGGACCACCCUGCGGUAGCCGCCACUCUCAACAACCUGGCUGUCCUCUACGGGAAGAGGGGCAAGUACAAGGAGGCUGAGCCCCUCUGUAAGAGAGCCCUGGAGAUUAGAGAGAAGGUCCUGGGGAAGUACCACCCUGACGUGGCCAAGCAGCUGAACAACCUGGCCCUGCUGUGUCAGAACCAGGGAAAGUACGAGGAGGUGGAGUAUUACUACAGACAAGCCCUGGAGAUCUACCAGUCCAAACUGGGGGCUGACGACCCCAACGUAGCCAAGACCAAGAACAACCUGGCUACAUGCUACCUCAAACAGGGGAAGUUCAAGGAUGCUGAGUCCCUGUACAAAGAGAUCCUAACCAGAGCACAUGAGAAGGAGUUUGGAUCAGUCAACAAUGACAACAAGCCAAUCUGGAUGCAUGCGGAGGAGAGAGAGGAGAGCAAGGGGAAGAGGAAGGAAGCUAGUCCCUGUGUAGAGUAUGGGAGCUGGUACAAGGCCUGCAAAGUUGACAGUCCUACCGUCAAUACCACCCUGAAGAGCCUGGGGGCGCUGUACCGCAGACAGGGUAAAUUACAGGCAGCUGAGACACUGGAGGAGUGUUCUACCAAGACACGCAAGCAGGGUAUAGAUGCCAUUAACCAGAGUAAGGUGGUGGAGCUCCUGAAGGAUGGGGCCCCAGGAGGGGGUGAGCGACGGCAGAGCCGGGAGGGUCUCAACGGGCCCCAGCGAGGGGACUGUGAGGGGGACGACGGAGCAGAGUGGAACGGGGAAGGUAACGGUUCUUUGCGUCGGAGCGGCUCCUUUGGGAAGAUCCGUGAAGCGCUACGUAGGAGCAGUGAGAUGCUGGUGAAGAAACUACAGGGCAGUGGCCCCCAGGAGCCCCGCAACCCAGGGAUGAAGAGAGCCAGCUCCCUCAACUUCCUCAACAAGAGUGCAGAAGACCCCUCACAGGACGCCAACACCGGCCUAUCAGAAUGCAGAGGACUGAGUGCCAGCAAUGUGGACUUGUCAAGACGCAGCUCCCUGAUUGGUUAAACAGAGACAGGAGGCGGGACCAGGAGGAGGAAAGCCCAAUGAGGAGAGGCAGUUUGCCAUCAAAACACUUCCGAUCCAACACUCACAUUCAAGACAUAUUUUCUAAAGAAACAAAAAAAAAUGACUUGACGCAUUUAGUGACUCAGACGUCUCUGUGUCUGCUUUACUGUAUACUUCGCUGGCAUCUAUCAAACAAGUAGAGAAAAUCUUAUUUAAACGGCAUGCUGCUUACUAGAAGGUGGAAUUUUUGCACUAGACACUCAUCAUGGUGAGUCUGAGGCAUAGCAUCAUGACAGAAUCCAUAUUGUUAUCGCAUUGUGAUUCAUUUUAUAUUAACCCGCACACAUCUCAUGCAGACACUCAACCUUAGGUAGGCUAGUUCUAUUCUGAUUUCUAUCUUAGAGAAGUGUAACCAAUGUCAGUGUGCCGCUGACGGUUUAGCUUCCUCCACCGUCCCUGUCUCCAUCCCUGGCUCGAACCAGUGAUCCUCUGUUUUGCAACACACGCCUUCCAUGACAACGUGGGAACACGAUUGAGCUAUACAAAAGGCACCAAUCGGUUAGCUCCAUCGGCAACAUUUCAAGCUAGCUGCCGAGCAUUACGGUACAUUCCUAACUCUGUUACAGAAGCAUCACACUCAGCUCACUAGUGGCAUGAUUACUGAAUGCUAACAACCCAUUCAAUGGAAAUCACAGUGAAGAAAGCCAUAUAAAUCAUAUAUGUUUUUAAGACGAGGUAUGAACUACAGCUGUUAGAAACUUCAGCGAUGUAAAAGACAGAUGGUACACAAUCUUUUUGGGAUGUCAAAUAAAUCAUUGUAUUUAAACAUCA